Molecule: messenger RNA, 5199 nt
Organism: Neogale vison (American mink)
Lineage: Eukaryota; Metazoa; Chordata; Mammalia; Carnivora; Mustelidae
Gene: ZNF84
Product: zinc finger protein 84
Exons: 6
Coding region: 732-3155 (807 amino acids)
Biological process (GO): regulation of transcription by RNA polymerase II
Cellular component (GO): nucleus
Molecular function (GO): RNA polymerase II cis-regulatory region sequence-specific DNA binding; DNA-binding transcription factor activity, RNA polymerase II-specific
Source: RefSeq, a predicted model, not a curated record
CCCUUCUUUUAUGAAUUUAAAAUGUGUUCGUGGUCAGUUUAGAGCGACUAGAUAAAUAGACUCAAAUGAAAAUCUUUCAUGAUCCCAUCAACAGCUGACAGUCACUGUUAAUGUUUUGAUACAUUUCUUGUAGUCAGUUGAUGUAUGUAUAAUUUUAGUACAUCUUAUGUAUAUUUCUUUAAGGAAACAAAAUUGGGAGUAUGCUGUUUGAAGCCAUUAGGAUAUAUUACAGAUAUCUUUUAUAAGGUCGUCUGUUUUGUUCCGUGGGGGGAGUUUUUUCAGCUGGUCCCUGAGAACUUACCUUCCUUUUGUUUUGUUUGGUUUUGGUUUGUUUUUAGAUGGGCUCCACAUCCAGUGUGGAGCCCAAUGCGGGGCUUGAAUCCAUGACCCUGAGAUCCAGACGUGAGCCGGGAGCGGGAGUCGGGCACUUACUUAAUCAGCUGAGCCAUCUAAGUGCCCUCCUUUCUUUUGUUUUUAUUCUUAGUUUGCUGUGGUGGCAUUAUUUCUGGACAGGGGACUGAAUGGUGCCAGUAUUGGAAUGGGGCCUUUGCGCACCCUUACCCCCCACUUCUGUUGAAGGGCUGUGACUGCAGGCCUUCGGGGACACCGAGUGGGGCCAGUGGGCUGGAUCUGCCACUUAAUAGAACCUGAUGCUAAGUGGAACUACGCAAUAGUGACGAUUGUCCCUUCGUUCUGGAGAGACACAUGAGAGCUGUCACAGGAAGAGCUGCAUGGUACGCAGGAAGCUGCCAAGUCCGCAGAUCCCGGUCAUCCGCAGAAAGGCCUGCCCAUGCGGUGUGAGGAAGGAGCUCCCGCAGCCAGAACCCCGCUCCCGGUGUGAGAGGCGCAGCCACGGCCUGGCGGAGUUCGGGGCCAGAGCCGAAGAGGCUCAGGGUGCAGCAGGGCUCGGAGCUGCUCCUCUCGCAACAGAAUUGACCAUGUUACAGGAGGUGUUCUCGUUUGAAGAUUUAUCUGUGGACUUCACCCAGAAGGAAUGGCAGCUCCUGGACCCCAGUCAGAAGGACCUGUACAAGGAUGUCAUGUUGGAGAACUACAGCAGCCUUGUGUCCCUGGGGUACGAAGUUGUGAAACCUGAGGUCAUCUUCAAGUUGGAGCAAGGAGAAGAGCCUUGGAUCGGAGAUGGGGAAGUUCCGAGUUCAGACGGUCCAGAACAAGUUUUGCAAGUAAAUGGUCACAUGGCAUGGCAGCAGGAUAACCAAGAGAAGCUUAGAUAUAUGAAACAAGAUCACGAAUGUGAUGCAUUUGGGAAAAAAUUCAAUCUGAGCAUGAACUUUGUUCCGUUAAGGAAAUCAAACAGUGAAGAUGAUGUAAAUGGAUUACUUUUAAAACAUCACUUAGAUUUACUUAUUCCAAAAGCAGAUUAUGGAAAAACGGAAGCAGGUGGCUUAAGUGUAUUUGAUAAGUUGUUUCUCCAUCCCAAACCUGAGGAAACUGAUAAUUGGUUAAAAUAUUAUGAAUAUGAUAAAUAUGAUAAAAUUAACUCUAAGAAGUCACAGAUUAUCAUAUAUCAUAGAAACCGUUUAGGGGAGAAACUCUAUGAAUGCAGUGAAUGUAGGAAACGCUUCAAUAAGAAAUCAAGUCUCAUUAAACAUCAGAGCAGACAUAUAAGAGAGAUCGCCUAUGGCUGUGGUAACUGUGGCAAAACCUUUCCCCAGAAGUCACAGUUUAUUACACAUCACAGAACUCAUACAGGAGAGAAACCUUAUGAUUGUGGCCAGUGUGGGAAGGCCUUCUCCCAGAAGUCGCAGCUCACAUCCCAUCAGAGAACACACACAGGAGAGAAACCAUAUGAAUGUGGUGAAUGUGGGAAAGCUUUCUCCCGGAAGUCACAUCUCAUCUCACACUGGAGGACACACACAGGUGAAAAACCCUAUGGGUGCAACGAGUGUGGGAGGGCCUUUAGUGAGAAGUCAAAUCUUAUUAAUCAUCAGAGAAUUCAUACAGGAGAGAAACCUUUUGAAUGCAGAGAAUGUGGGAGAGCUUUCAGCAGGAAGUCACAGCUUGUUACACAUCACAGGACUCACACAGGAACAAAACCCUAUGGAUGUAGUGAUUGCAGAAAAGCCUUCUUUGAGAAAUCAGAGCUCGUUAGACAUCAGACAAUUCAUACUGGAGAGAAGCCCUACGAAUGCAGUGAAUGUCAGAAAGCCUUCAGAGAGCGGUCGAGUCUCAUUAACCACCAGAGAACUCACACAGGAGAGAAGCCUCAUGUGUGCAUUCAGUGUGGGAAAGCCUUCUCCCAGAAGUCACAUCUCAUAUCCCAUCAAAUGACACACACAGGAGAGAAACCCUUUGUAUGCAGUAAAUGUGGGAAAGCCUUCAGCAGGAAAUCUCAGCUUGUUAGACAUCAGAGAACUCACACAGGAGAAAAGCCCUAUGAAUGCAGUGAAUGUGGGAAGGCUUUCAGUGAAAAAUUAAGCCUUACUAAUCAUCAGAGAAUUCAUACAGGAGAGAAGCCCUAUGUGUGCAGCGAGUGUGGGAAAGCCUUUUGUCAGAAGUCACAUCUCAUAUCCCAUCAGAGGACUCACACAGGAGAGAAACCCUAUGAAUGCACUGAAUGUGGGAAAGCCUUUGGUGAGAAGUCAAGUCUUGCAACUCACCAGAGAACUCAUACGGGAGAAAAACCGUAUGGGUGCAGAGAUUGUGAAAAAGCCUUCUCCCAGAAGUCACAGCUGAAUACUCACCAGAGAAUCCACACAGGAGAGAAACCCUACGAAUGCAGUCUUUGUAGGAAAGCUUUCUUUGAGAAAUCGGAACUAAUUAGACAUCAAAGAACUCAUACAGGAGAAAAACCAUACAAAUGCAGUGAGUGUGGGAAAGCCUUCAGGGAGAAGUCAAGCCUCAUCAAUCAUCAGAGAACACACACAGGUGAGAAACCCUUUGAGUGCGGCGCAUGUGGCAAAGCCUUUUCUCGGAAAUCACACCUAAUACCACAUCAGAGGACACACACCGGGGAGAAGCCCUACGGCUGCAGUGAAUGUAGGAAAGCCUUCUCUCAGAAGUCACAGCUUGUUAAUCACCAGAGAAUACACACAGGAGAGAAGCCCUACCAGUGCCAUGAAUGUGCGAAAGCCUUCUCCCAAAAGUCACAGCUCAUUAAUCACCAGAGGACUCAUACAGCGAAGAAAUCCUAGGACUGGGGUUCCUGCUACUCUCUGACAGAGCUCUCAGCUCUUCGUACUUCAGAAAAUGCAGUUAGGGUAAACCUUUGAGAUAAAUAGUCGCAUCACAUUUUAUACAUCUGUCUGGGUAAUCUUUUAGGGUAGGAACUCUGAGGUUAUGUAGGGAGAGCUUUCAGCAGUUUAACCUGUUUGUGUAAGAACCCUGUGAGUAGAAUGAACCUGUGAGAUGCAGUGACUUUCAAAACCAUACAGUGGAACAUACAGUGGAAAAUGAAAAGCAAUGAGGGCUACUGUGAACGUCAGAAAGCCUUGCAGAGGUGACACCUCAUUUGCUGUUGGGAAGUAUCCUCACUGGGGUAAACCCUAGUCCAGUAAAUGAAGAAAAACCCCAUGAAUGCAGCAAGUAAUGUCCUAUUUUCAUCAAGAAAUCAUAGGUCAUUGUACGUUAAGAAGAUACUCUCAGGAAUGAAGCUCAGUGGAAAUGCUAAAUGUGGGACAGUCUUCAUCAGGUAAUCCAACCAUAUUGUAUUUGGGGGGAAUUCAUAAUGUGGAUCAGACUAACAGUUUAAAGACCUUGGAAACGUGCCCCUAGAAAUAAGGCUAUAAAGGGAAGCCAUGCAUUUUUUAAUAGGUGGGGUUAUCAGAAAUGCCCAAUUCUAAUGGUUGAUGUGUUCACUCUGAAGAAUGAAGUUUUUAAAAAUGUGUGAAUAAAUGAAGUCAUUGAAGCGUCUGAAUAAGACACUUCUCAGUGGUACUUACAGCUUAUUUUCCUGUGUUACACAGUGUGUGUCAUAUUUUGGAAUCACAAGUGUAAACGUAAUUGCGAGCAUGAAAUGCACAUAACAUACCUGGUAGUGCCUCUGAUGUCAGGACAUACUGGGUGCUGCUGGUAUUUGUUUCACUGAUACAGUAAAAAGCAAUUCAUACAACACCUCUUACUGCUAAUAUGCAGCUUAAGUGUUAGCACCACAUCCUUUUUCCUUAUGGCAUGUUGGCAUAUAAAAGGGGUCUGUUGUUGCUGACCUUUCUCUUCAGUUCUGAAAGGCAACAUUAUAUAAAUAUGUUUGCAACCUGAGAGAAUUUAUAUAAAAUCUGGUUAGUAAGUAUUCAAUGGCAGGAACCACAAUCUAGCAAUAGUGACUCAUGAAUGAACAGAAGAAAGCAGGUGUGUGAACUCUAUCACUCAGUUCUGACUCAGGCUAAAUGGCAGUCAUGCUCUGCGUCUUGUUCCCAUUCAUCUUGGCACCUCUGUGCAUCAAGUAGAUGUACUUAAAUACAGCGUGUAUGUUACUUCACUGAUGAAAUAUCAUGAUGCUGUGUACUGUUACAUUUUUGGUGUUUCUUAAAAUACCUUGUAAAAAAAACUAGCUGGAAAAACAAUUUAAGAGUCACUGUUCAGAAAAUGUAAAAUCCAGAUUCUUGUGGUGAGAAAAAUAUUUUUGGUGUAUUCAAGGAAGCCUGUUUUGCCUUCCUAUGAAUUUCUGUAACUACUGGAUUGGUAUUAAGAAAUAGGAUUUUCACUGUUGCAUCAUUUGAAAUAACUGUGUUUCUCCUUUUGUCACCAGUUGCACCCUCUAUUGGAGACUCCUGCUGUGAACCUUUCAUGACCAAUAGGGUUCGCUUUGGCAGUGCAUGACCCACCCCUUAGCUUAGGUAGAACUUUGCAGUGAGCUUUACAAUAUUCCUUGACAAAGUCAACAGUAUUCUGUGUAUGAUGGUGAAAUUCAGAGAAAUCCAGCCCUGACCUUGUUACCAGGCUUGGAAAAAAUCAAGACUUCUCUCAUACACAAGUAGCUUUAUCAGUAUGGUGUCUUGCACUUUUGAUUCUAGUAGUAUUUUUUCCCUUUAGUUGCCAAUUUUAACAUCAUUGUUGAAAAUUGGGACUUAAAGAGUAAUUCCCUAAACCCCUGUACCAGGUUAAAAGUAUCUAAGUUCGUAUUCAUUCUCAAAUGUAUGGACUUCCUACUUUUCUGCAUAAUACCUGAAAGUGAUUUUUUAAAAAGAUUUUAUUUGACAGACAGAGAUCACAAUUAAGCAGAGAGGCAGGCAGAGAGAA